GGAGGAGGAGAAGCUGCGGGGAGGCGCAGCCGCUCACCUGCGGGGCCAGGCGCGGAGGAGGGACCAGGCUGCGCGCUCUUGGGCCGUAGGAACCAGGACGUGCCCGGAGCCUAGCCAGCGGCCACGCUCCGGGUGUCCCCCUCCCGCCGGCCCGGCAAACCAGAGGGCCGCAGCAGCUCUUUGCUUUGACAGAGGGGAGGCGUGGAGAGCGGCGAGUGAGAGCGAGCGAGCCAGGCUGAGAAACUCGAGCCGGGAACAAAGACGGAUCGGGCUGUGUGUGUGUGUGUGGGUGUGCGUGUCGGCUUGAGCUCCAGGCAGAAGCAUUGGGGACCGAGGCUCCUGCUGGGACUCCCCAAGACCCCGCCGUGCCCUCCACCGACGAUCCCAGGGCUCGUUGGCACAAACUUUAUUCUUGGCAAACUUCUUCUCUUUCUCUUCCCCUCCUCCUCCGCUCCCCACCACCUCCUCCUCCUCCGGCAGAUUAAAUGCUCCUCGAGAAGGAAAACCGAAGCGAAAGGGAAGGAAAUAAGCUCUAAAACGGACAUCUCCAGCUCUUUAUUUUGCUUGCCCUUCAGGAAGUGGACUUUUCAUGAUCUUCUGAUUCUCCUUGCGCCUCUACUCUAGCAAACGGAGCCUUUCGGCCCAACUCUCCUCUCCUUUCUCGGAGAACAAACUGAAGUCAGCAUCCGAGGAAUCUACGGUGGAGAGGGUUGCACAUCGACGCGCCACAGGUCCCUCCUUGGCACUCUGGGUGUCGUGUCCCCUAUAGAACCGGCGUCCUCCGCGCACAGAUCCGGGCAACGGAGGGGACGAGGUGGCCCGCCCUGCGGGGGCAGGCUAGCCUAGCGCGCGCGGCGGAGCGGACAGACGCCCCUGAAGGCGCCAGUUGCGGCGGCCUCGCAGCCCCGCGCCCUUGGGCCUCAGGGGCGGGCGCCCGCGUGGGUCUCCGAGCAGUGGGAAAGCGCGGGCGGCCACCGGGGAUCGGGUGCCGCCGCAGCUGCUCGGGCUGCCGGCCUCACGCUCGCCCCCCUCGCUUCCGCCCGCGGUCCUCCCUCACGCACCCUUCCAACUCUCCUUUUCCCUUCUCCUCCUGCACUGAACCCCCUCUCUUUCCUGCUGUCGCCGCUGGUGCUCCCACCGCGGAGCGGAGAUUACAGAGCGGUCGGGAUGCCCCAACUCUCUGGGGGAGGCGGCGGCGGCGGGGGGGACCCGGAACUCUGUGCCACCGACGAGAUGAUUCCCUUCAAAGACGAGGGCGAUCCCCAGAAGGAGAAGAUCUUCGCCGAGAUCAGUCACCCCGAAGAGGAAGGCGACUUAGCCGACAUCAAGUCCUCCUUGGUAAACGAGUCUGAAAUCAUCCCGGCCAGCAACGGACACGAGGUGGCCAGACAAGCACAGACCUCUCAGGAGUCCUACCACGACAAGGCCAGAGAACACCCCGAUGAUGGAAAGCAUCCAGAUGGAGGCCUGUACAACAAGGGACCUUCCUACUCCAGUUAUUCUGGCUAUAUUAUGAUGCCAAACAUGAAUAACGACCCAUACAUGUCAAAUGGAUCCCUUUCUCCACCCAUCCCGAGAACAGUGAGUAACAUGCUGAUGUUGCAAAUUAUUUUUAGAAGUGCAAAUUAAUUUGUAUUUUGGCAGAAUGCAUGUUUUUUCAAGCACAUUGGAAAAGCUUUCAUUAUAUAUGACCAAUCAUUGCUAAAUAAGAGUUGGUAUAGGAAUGAUCAUCUUAAAACAGUGCUAUCUUUGAAGGCUCGCAUUUGGAAUUUUAGUUGUUGGCUUAUUGGCUAAUAUUAAUAAAUAACGGGAUCACAAGUCAUGCAAUCAAAUGAAGCUAAGUCAACAACAAAUCCAUGAUUUUAUAUGUACUAUGCUUUUUAUGCUGAGGACAGAAAAAACAAACAAACAAAAGAAAACCAUGGACUUGGUCUCUCAGUUAACUAAAGACCAGAUAGCUUCUAACACCCGUAAGCUAUCUGAACUCAGAACUGUUCAGGCUCGUGUAAAAGUGAACAUUUAAAUUGUUUCUCUGGCUUUUAAAAGUGUGUUUUAUUGUAUUAGCUAUUGUUUUUAGGAUGAAGGGAGGAUGAGCUUAUUUUUACUUCACUGUCAAUUGUUGGAGAAUUUUUGCUUGAAAAUAACUUAACGAAAGUCAUCCCUUUUUUAAUUUUGUGGUUCAGCUAACUUGUGAAGCUCUAAAAGUGCAGUGGCAUUCCAACCAGAUCAUGCAGGUGCAUAAUAUCAUGAUGAGGUUCACAUUUGUCAUUUUAUGCUGUUGCUUUUCUCUUGAGAAGUUUUUAUGUAGUGAGAAAGCAUCUUGUGCAAUAUGAAUGUGAAUGUGCUGAUGGAGAAUCUUCCCUCCAGCAGUGAGAUGGAUUUUUCCCUGAUCCAUCAAUAUAUUUACUUUCUCUCCAGCCCCACUGUCCCUCCACCACCCAGCCCCCAGUGAAGAACACAUAUGUCUGAGUCUUGGGGCUUGAGGGUCUCAGUCAGCCUCACUAACUCUUGGGUACUGAAUCUAUAAUCGAUUAAAUGGAACCUGUCAUCUCUUUCCAUUGCUUCUACAAACUGGAAAAAUAAUCAGUCACAAACAUCUGGAGAAAAGUAGUGUCAUUAAUGCCUCAGUGAACCUAAUCUGAGAGUGAGAAGGUUCACCAAAGUAGCAGAGAGGAAUGACUGGUAAAGAAUAGUAAUCAACAGGAGUGUUUGUGGUUAUCUUGAUGAUUUGUGGCCCUCAAUUAUUGAAAUGAUGGGUAUAUGAAAAUAUCUCUCUGUGUGGGAACUGUGAUCUAGAAAUUAUUGUAAUUAUUUUACCAUAAAUUUCAAAAGGAUAUUUGACCUCUCAGGUAGGGAAUGAGAAUUUUCUCAUUUUUAUAGAGCUGCUAAAAUGCAGAUCUUGGAGCUCUUGUGAUGCCUGUCACAGUUAGAAACUAUCUCAUACUUAAAAAGAUUUUUCAGGUAUUUGAUAUUUAAUAGUCUGUGUGUACAUAUGAAUCUUCUACCUAAAAAGUGAGUGAAUUAAUAAAAGCAAAUAUAGUUCGUUAUUUAGAGACUACCCUAAAUAAGUGUUCUGAAGACUUUGUUGAACUAGAUAUGCAAAUAUGUCAGAUAUUUCUUUUAUAGUUGGGUAGGGUUUUUUAAAUCGUUUUUAGAAGGGAGAGAGAAUACACUUUAGAUAAUUGGAGUUUUCUAUUGAAGGGCUUUUUAAGACAAUAAAUAAUCUUUCUAAAUCAAAUUAUAGUCUUGGUAGUAAUAAAAAGUUGCCACUGAAAUCUGAAAUGUUUUAGCGGUACGCACAGUGUUAUUUGUGGAUUUAUUCCUUGGAUCAGCUACUUUUUUCAAGCAAUAAUUUUUUGAAAAGUUAAUAGAAUUGGUGUUGGUAUUUAUAAAUAACCCCAGGAAUGUUGAAGGUAGGGCUUCCCUUCUUUUUAAAGCUAGCGUUCUGCCUUAUUUCCUACAGCCUCUUCUGAUCUCCAAUGUACCCUCAUUUUGAAAUUUUGUUAGAAUGGAAGGUAUUUAUUGUUAGUGUGUGUAUGAAAAUUUUGAGGUUAGUGAACCAGUCAUUCAUUGCUUGGGAAAGAUUUGUGGGCAGGAUAAAUGUCAGGCAGGAGUGGAGGAGAGGGGUGUGACCAGGAAACUUUGCCCUGUUAUCUGAUGCUUUGCUUUACUCUUUUACAUAUUACAAUGUAUUUAUUUUAGGCACAGUUUUCUUGAGAUAGUCUGCAGUUUGCACCAUUCCAGCUUUUCAGUUGUAACCACAAGGCUGUGUCAAUUUUUCUCUUUUUCUUUUUUUUAGGAUCCAACUGAAGUGAGUUACAAUCUUUGGUUUUUAACACCUAACAGCUGUUUUUAAUGUGCCUGAGAUCAAAAACACCUUUAACCGGAAGGCAGCCUGUCUUCUUCACCCCUAACCACACUUGUGCCUCCUUGCUCUUUAAUUCUGUCCUCAGCAGGACUGAGUGUUUGUGUCACUGACAUCCACAAUGAUAGACUUUCUUGGAGGGUGUUGGGAGCAGGAUGGAGCAGGAUGACCAUUUGUGUUUGGAUUUAGGGUGAGAGCAUCCCUGUGGCAUCCCAGUGACUUGAAUUUGCAUUACAAACACUUGUUUGUUUUUUGCAUCUGCUGCCCAAAAGUGUUUCAGGGAGAAACAACUAGGGGUGGGGAGGGACCUGAAGACCCUUCUCUGCAUAGAGUCUUCUGUUUGUAUGUGACUUAAGUCACCCUGAGAAUUCCAGCUAUGGCUGCCUGGCACACAUAGAAAUGCUUCUGCUGGAGUCUCAGUGUAACAAUUCUAUAUGAUUUGCUUGUUUUUUUUUUUUUAGACAAUACUGGCCUAUGCAUGAUCGCACAGGUUUUACCUAUGGACUAAUUACCAUAGGUAAACCUUUAUCCACCGAUCCUU
Molecule: messenger RNA, 4406 nt
Organism: Castor canadensis (American beaver)
Lineage: Eukaryota; Metazoa; Chordata; Mammalia; Rodentia; Castoridae
Source: RefSeq, a predicted model, not a curated record